Molecule: messenger RNA, 1206 nt
Organism: Saxophila tyrrhenica
Lineage: Eukaryota; Fungi; Ascomycota; Dothideomycetes; Mycosphaerellales; Extremaceae
Exons: 3
Coding region: 1-1206 (401 amino acids)
Biological process (GO): division septum assembly
Cellular component (GO): division septum
Source: RefSeq, a predicted model, not a curated record
AUGUCGGCCUUCGUACGGGUCUCUGGACCUCCUAACAGCAAUUUCCUGGUCGGCUACCCAGGCAUAUCGGCCACCCUCCCCCGGAUAGAAGGCCGCGUGGAGAUACGCCCCGCCGCCGGAGUCACAGCGCCCGUCACCGUUUCCCUCGUCACCGUCUCGCUGCAGCGCCGAGAAUGCAUCAACCCUACCGCCGACUCGCUCCUCCGGUCCUCGCUGUCCUCGCCGAAGAAGGAGAUCACAGAUAUCGUGGGCAAGGAGAUGCUGCUAUACCGCACCCCGCAGGGCAGGGAAUCGGAGUCAAUAUUAUGCAUGGACCUGCCGUUCGUGAUCUUCAUACCCUACGGCAGAGGCGGGGAGGAGAUAGCGAAGAGGACACCGCCGCCGAGUUUACAACUGGACAAGCGGCAGGCGGAGACGUAUUAUGAGAUAGUGGUGACGCUGCAGCAAGGGCCGCAGGAGCAAAGAAAGUUUCCAUUUGCGGUACCGAUACAGCGAUACGACACGCUGAGCACGUUUGGGAUGUAUAACAGACCUGAGAGCGCGGAGCGAGUGACGGAUCAUCUGGUGACACUGGGCAUAAGUCUACCGCGCUGGAGCUACGGACCGCUGGAUCCCGUUUCGGUGUACAUCAAGCUCUCGCCGAACCCAGACUGGCUGUCGAAGUCAAAGAAGGUUACGAUUCAAGCAAUUACGGUGGGGAUUGACGAGGAAAUUACUUAUAAUCCCGAAGGCGACGACCCCAAGAGACACACGAAGCAGCUCGCGCGGCAUCAGCAGAGUGUGGGUGUCAAAAUGCCGGAAGCUGGGUACUUUACGAAUCUUGGUCUGGUGUUUCCGGCGCGAGAGCUGAGGGACAGCGAAGGGAUACUGCCAAGGAGCAAGAAGGAGUUUCCAUUGUACCCAGUGGCUGGCUUCACGACUACGGCGACGCUGUAUAAGAUCGAAUAUUUCAUCACCGUGAAGGCAAAAUUGUCUUCAGCACGCGACAUACUCCUCCGACAGCCCAUCGUAGUCUGCCCGUUUGACCAUGCGCAGUGCAAGGAGGAAAUGGAGGGUAUUGAGCUCGCCGCGAGAGACGCCGCCCAUGUCAGCCAGGACAAUCCGAUGCUGCCGGCUUGCACCAUCAUCCGAGCUAACGAUCCUGCUGGGAUGCGAACGCUGGGAUACACGAUGGUUGGUGGGCAUCGGAAGUUGUUGAUUGAGUGA